Molecule: messenger RNA, 1266 nt
Organism: Trichoderma asperellum CBS 433.97
Lineage: Eukaryota; Fungi; Ascomycota; Sordariomycetes; Hypocreales; Hypocreaceae
Biological process (GO): attachment of GPI anchor to protein
Cellular component (GO): membrane; GPI-anchor transamidase complex
Source: RefSeq, a predicted model, not a curated record
AUGACUUUGCAGAGCAAGGUCGGCGUCUUCGCUGGCGCUGCCUUGCUGAGGCUCAUCCUGUUUGCCGCAUUCCCCAGCCUGCCCGAUCUGCUGACCGGCCGCGUCGAGAUCUCCACGCCCGUGACGAGCUUCAAACGAUUGCAAGAGGGACUGUUCUUAUACAACCACAAUGUUUGGCCCUACGACGGCGGUGUCUUCCACCAGGCGCCGCUGCUCCUCCCGCUAUUCUCGCUGCUUCCAGACGUCAAGACAUGGCCCAUCUUUACGGCAGUGCUGUACAUCCUCGUGGACCUUCUCAGCGCAUACGCGCUCCUCAUAAUAGCAGAUUCGGGAGAGGCCGGCCAGUCGAAACUCUACACAUCGCCCCGGCGAGCGAAGAGGUCCUCUGGGCUUCUGGUAGCUGCGGCCUUCUUGUUUAAUCCCUACACUCUCGCGACUUGCAUUGGCCGCUCAACCAGCGUCUUCACAAACUGCGCGAUUCUCUUUGCCAUUGCAAAGGCCCUCUCCGGCUCCCCCUUCAACGCCAUGGUCGCCAUCUCAUUCGCCUCAUAUCUAUCCAUGUACCCGAUUCUCCUGCUCCCACCUCUUGUUCUCCUCGCCUAUGACCGCCAAUCUGAAAAGCGACGUAUCGGCUCCGUCAUCCAGUUCUCGGUUAAGACUGUCCUGAUCGCCUCUGCCUGCAUUUCCGUCCUCUUAGCCAUGUCCUUUGCCCUGACAGGCAACUCGUGGGACUUCUUGGCUCGAACAUAUGGCAUCCAGCUCACUUUAUCCGACCUAACUCCCAACGUCGGGCUGUGGUGGUACUUUUUCAUCGAGAUAUUCGACUCGUUCCGGGCUUUCUUCCUGGCCGUCUUUUGGCUACACCUCGUAAUCUAUGUGGGUGGCCUCUCUAUCCGACUGCGCACCCAACCUCUGGCUGUCUUGACAAUUCUCCUGGGUAUCUUCGCCGUCUUCAAACCAUACCCAUCCAUCGCAGAUACCAGCCUGUUCCUCGCCAUGUUGGCUUUAUACCGGCACCUAUACCCCAUUAUGCGAUAUACAUAUGUUGCCUCCGCCACCAUGCUAUACGCGACCUUCCUCGGCCCUGCAUUUUACCAUUUGUGGAUAUACGCUGGUAGUGGCAACGCCAACUUCUUCUACGCCAUUACACUGGUGUGGAGUCUGGCACAAAGCCUGUUUGUAUCUGAUCUGACAUUUGCCGUGUUGAGAGAUGAGUGGGAGGUGGAGAGGCCAGAAAUGGUGGGCAAAGAGAUUCGACAAAUAUAG